Molecule: messenger RNA, 4700 nt
Organism: Malaclemys terrapin pileata
Lineage: Eukaryota; Metazoa; Chordata; Testudines; Emydidae
Gene: PIGV
Product: phosphatidylinositol glycan anchor biosynthesis class V
Exons: 4
Coding region: 1115-2686 (523 amino acids)
Biological process (GO): GPI anchor biosynthetic process
Cellular component (GO): mannosyltransferase complex; endoplasmic reticulum membrane
Molecular function (GO): alpha-1,6-mannosyltransferase activity; GPI mannosyltransferase activity
Source: RefSeq, a predicted model, not a curated record
UACCCAGAGGCAUGGACAAGGGGCUCUGUGCAUUGCCCCGUCCGCAUGCGCCGUCCCUGCAGCUCCCAUUGGCCAUGGUUCCCGGCCAGUGGGAGCUGUGGGGGCAGCGUGCAGAGCCCCCUGGCUGCCCCUACGCGUAGGAGCCGGGGGGGGGGACAUGCCGCUGUUUCCGGGAGCCGCAUGGAGCAAGCACCGGACCCUGCUCCCCAGCUGGAGCUCGAGGGCCAGAUUCAAACAUCUGAAGGGCCAGAUGCAGCCCCUGGGCGGUAGUUUGCCCACCCCUGUCAUAUCUGCUCUGGAAAUGUCAGCCCAGAAUACUAAGGUGUAUGUUAAACUGGCUUAAAUCCCCUAGUUAAGGUAUGGGGAGAUAAGAGUCCCCUUAGUAUAUGUCAUUUGCUUGAGUCAGACAGAUGCCCUGACUCUAGUUAGCAGGAACCCCUUCCAGAGCAUUAGAAGAGCAGUGAGAGAAUAGAGCUCUGUAAAUAUGUCAGGACAAUUAUUUCUUUGUUCUGUGGACGGCUUAAGUGGUAGGUGAGGGACACUGAGAGGGGAUGCUAGCCCUCACCUUGCAAUGGUCAAUUAAUACAAUGAUGUUGGGAGGUGUUGGUUUCAUAGCCCUAAAGACUGAAGUUUUCUGCUUCUCCAGAACAAAUACAAGAUGGCCAAUGGGAGCUACGGGGGGGCGCUUGGGGCAGGGGUGGUGUGCGGAGUCCCCUGGCUGCCCCUAAACGUAGGAGCCGGAGGGGGGACAUGCCUCUGUUUCCGGGAGUCAUAGCACAUGCCUGCGGAGCGUAUCCUACUCCCUGGCUGGAGCAUGGGAGCAGGGCAAGCCCCAGACCCUGCGAACAGGGCAAGCCCCAGACCCUGCUCCCCAGCAGGAGCUCAAGGCCCAGAUUAAAUCAGCUGGCGGGCCGGAUGUGGCCCGCGGGCCAUAGUUUACUCACUACCCUUUUACGGUGUCCCCUGAACCAUGGUCUCUUCCAGAAGGAACAUUCUUCAAGUUUACAGCCUGAGGUUUAUGAAGGAAGUACUGUUGGCCAGUUUCAAAAGCCAGAGAGAGAAUUUCCCCUGCCAAAAGCAGCAGUGACCCACUGAGGCAACUUCCAAGGUCAUAAUGAAGCUGAUGAAUAGAAGAGACCCCUAUGUUCGAGAGGUCAUCCGGUUUGCAGUGUGUUGCAGAGCCCUGACACUUGUGCUCCAGGCCCUGUUUAACUUCUUGAUCCCGGAUCAUGCAGCAGAUGCCUUCUCUCCUCCCCGCCUGUCAGAACCCAGCCUCUGUGACUGGUUGUCGGAAUGGCUGUUGGGGGGCUUGUCGCACUGGGAUGCAGAGCACUUCCUGUUCAUAGCUGAGCAUGGCUACCUGUAUGAGCACAACUUCGCCUUCUUCCCAGUGUACCCCCUCAGUGUGCGAGCCGUGGCAAAGGUCAUCCUGUGCCCUCUGCAAGGGCUACUGUGUUUACGGAGCCGCCUGCUCUUGUCAGCGGUGCUUUUGAAUGCUCUCCUCUCAGUCCUGGCAGCUGCUGUCCUCUAUGAGCUGGGGUGUGUGGUGCUGCGGUGUCGCAGGAUGGCCUUCCUCUCUGCUGUCCUCUUCUGCCUCACCCCCGCCAAUGUGUUCAUGACAGCCGCUUACUCAGAAAGCAUGUUUGCUUUCCUGGUGUUCAGUGCCAUGCUGCAGCUGGAGAAAGGGCAGAGCUGGACCAGCGGACUGCUCUUCUCCCUUGCUGCUGGUGUGCGCUCCAACGGGGUGAUCAACACCGGCUUCCUCAUCUAUUCCCAGAGUAAAGACCUUGCCCUCCAACUCCAGGCAGGUGCUGGGACUGUAAUGAAGCUGCCUCAGGUCUGGAGACGACUCCUCCGCUUUGCAGCUUCCGUGGUUCUGAUGUCUGCUGGGGUCUUUUUCCCUUUUGCUUUGUUUCAGUCCUAUGCCUACUUGAGAUUCUGCACUCCUGACACCAGCUCGGAACAUGCUGUUCCCAGGCCGCUAUUGCAGCUGGCUGUGGAUAAAGGGUAUCGUCUAGCGGCCAUGAGUGGGAUGAAACCUGCGUGGUGCUCCCAGGGGCUCCCUGUGGUCUAUUCAUACAUUCAAGAUGUUUACUGGAAUGUGGGCUUUCUAAGGUACUUUGAGCUUAAACAGGUACCCAACUUCCUGCUUGCUGCGCCGGUUACUGUGCUGGGCUCUUGGGCCACCUGGUUCUACCUCACUGCAAAUCCCCAGUACUGCUUAAUGCUUGGCCUAGUGAGAAGAAGGAAGGAAGGAAGGAAAGGAGAGGACUCUGAUAAGCCAGUGGAUGGAUUUCGCUGCACCAGUGUCUUCGUUUACGUGGUCCAUGCCAUGGCUCUUCUGGCCUUCGGAAUCCUCUGCAUGCAUGUGCAGGUUGUAACCAGGUUCCUAGGCUCGUCUACACCAGUCUUGUACUGGUUCUCUGCUCAUCUGCUCCAGGACUAUGAACCUUUGCUGUGGAAAGAAGGAGCUGCUAUCCAGACUGCAGCAUCCCUCUCCAAGAAGCCCAGUGUAGGCAGCUCUUUUCCUGGAUCGUUCAGAAAAGGGAUUUCUGAAAACCCCAUCAUGAGAUUACUGCUGAAUUGGAGAAUAAGUUCCCCUCUCACCAAAUGUAUUCUGGGAUACUUCCUGUCCUACUGGCUGCUGGGGCUGAUCCUACACUGCAACUUCCUGCCUUGGACAUAGUUAAAGUUUGAGAACAUGUAUUUGUGAUGGACCUGCUAAUGGGAACAGAAUCGCUGCUCAGAAUAUAAACUCUUUUUUAAACUUGACAUAAGUGAAUUGAUGCUACUAUCUUUCUUUUUAUUUCCAAAGGCAUACAGAGCCCCCAAUAUGUGCACAUGACUCUGUGCUCUUACUGCUGUAAACCUCAUCCUUCCUCAUUCCAUUCUCCCCCCUUCCAUUUGUCACCAUCACUGGUCGUAUGAUGGCUAAAAUCUAAUCUGUAAACUCUUUGGGAUGGCGGUUGUCUUUUUAUUCUUAUGUCUUCUGUGAAGCACUUUACCAUAAUUAAUAAUUGUCCAGUGAAAUGAGUUAUAGGCCUGUUUAAGGUUAUAGGUUAGGUUAUAGUUGACAUGUCUAUCUGCAGAAUACAAAUUGGGAUUCUGAGGUGGUGGAGAAACUCAAGGAAGCAUCCCCUAGCUCGCAGUGAGAAGCUUUCCUAGUGUGCUCCUCUUCCUGUAGGAGCGCCUGGGCAUCAUAGCCAUUUCUGCAUCAUAGAGAACAGGUGGAGUCACAAAGGAGUUGGCUGGAGAGGUCCCUAGAGAAAGUUCUUGGAGGUUCUCAAGCUAGGGCAUGUGGAAAUUCACAAGGGUGUAUCAGAGUGUUUGAAUGUUGCCAGUAAAGUUUGUGGACUUUACGAGAGUCACUUUUCCCCCUAAAUAAAAAGACAUCUCUAGCUUUGGGAAAUUUGAGAACUGCCAGGGGUGGGUAGGAGAGUCAGUGUGAUAGGGCCUACAGCUUGGAGAGUACUGUCGGGAAGUUGGACAUUGAGGGUAGGAAAUAAACAUUCCUGUUUACUUCAUUAAAUAGUAGGGGCGUGUUGCCCUCUGGUUACAGCAGGGCAGAGGGACUCAGGUCUGAUUUCUAUUUCCAGUUCUGCUGUUGACUUACUGUGUAUUCUGGAGAAAGUCACUUGCUCUUUAUGCCCUGAUUCUACUCUCUCUCAAAAUGGAGACAGUGCUACUUCCCACUCUCACCAAAGGAUUGUGAAGUUUGUUUAAUGAAUGUGUGAAGCUCUUUGAGAUCUUUUAUAGAAGGCACUAAAGAAGGGUAAAGCAUAUACUGUUUUUAGCUUAAAACAGAAUAAGCUAAUUGUAAAUGUGGUAGUCUCCAGCUAUCCAAGCUUCUGAUUAGAUGAAGGCUUUGGGGAUACAUGUACCCAGCAAGCAGAAAGCCGUGGCAGUGAGUCUCAGAGCUUGGGUCUACAGACUCAGGGUCACAGGGUUCAUGCUACAGUGCUCAAAAUAACUUCAGAGCCCAAGCUCCCCACUGAGCCCGAAUGUCUGUCUAUACAGCUAUCUUAGCACUGCAGCAUGAGCCCUCUGAGCCCAAUUCUGUAGACCCAGGCUCUGCUGCUGGUUUCUGCUUGCCAUGUAGACAUAGUCUGGGUGUCCCCUGAGUUGUACAUUUACACACACACACACACUCACAAACUCUCUCUCUCUCUUCCUCCCUUGACAGUAGCUGUUUGUAGCUGGACACCUUGGUUUAAAUCCUGCUUGAAGCAGGUCAUCUCUGCAAAUUAAUUUGGAAGAUUCCUCUGAGAUGCUGGCAGUUGUCACCCCUUUGAUUCCAGAAGGGACAGACUUAAAGGAAAUGAGAAGCAGGCAUACCUACAUCCUGGAACAAACCGAACAUCCCACACAGCAGUAGGCUAAUGUUUGAUGACUGAUAAUGAGACUUUAAAAACAAACGUAUCCUGAAACUCUCCAGCUAACUGGAAGAGGCUAUAGUGAGAUUUUUCCAAAGCAGGUACGGCAUCCUGCAUGCUGCCACUGAAAUCAGUUGAAGUCUGCAAAGAUCUGCUUGAGGGAUUGGGUCCAUAUUUUUGAACCUGUAGAAGGCAAGUGUAUCUUCAGUGUUUAAGCUUUGCCUUCCCUACAUGAAAAUUCUGCUGACGUUUUUAGUCAGACUUUGCACUGGUAAAUAAGAAUAAAAAUUAAACUUAAAACUCCAAAUAAAACAAUGAGUAAAGAUA